UCCAACCGCUUCAUCUGAAUCAAACCAAACUUACCAAACCAAUUUAGGUUCUCUUAAAACAAAGGCCCCUCAAACCACUUUCCCCACACUCUUUUAGUGUGUCGUAUUUUUUCCUCUCUUUCUCCACAAUUAGGUCUUGGACCGACCCUUUUGUGUAAGUGCAAUGGCCAUGGCUAAGCUUGUAUGUGUUCUGCUUCUGGCAUUCCUUGGCAUUUCCAUGAUCACAACUCAAGUUAUGGCAACAGAUUCUGCCUAUCACUUGGAUGGAAGGAGUUAUGGACCUGGGAGUCUAAAGACCUCACAGUGCCCUUCUGAAUGCACAAGAAGAUGUAGCCAGACACAGUACCACAAGCCGUGCAUGUUUUUCUGCCAAGAAUGCUGCAAAGUGUGCCUUUGUGUUCCUCCUGGCUACUAUGGCAACAAGUCUGUGUGCCCCUGCUACAACAACUGGAAGAACAAGCGUGGAGGACCCAAAUGCCCUUGAAAAUUGAAAUUAUAAACAUGAUUUCACCUACAAUUUUAUAUUACUCAAAGUGGAACUAUAAACUAUAUAUGGCCAUUGCUAUAUGUUUAGGUAUCACCUACUACAAUAGGGUAUACCAUCUUGUUCUCUAUCAUGAAAUUAAUUCAAUUAUUAAUUUAAUGAAAAAACCUAUAUGUUAUUCCCUUUCCUAAACAAAUAUGAGAGGGGUGUUCUCCUGAUUAGUCAAUCAUCUUUGUCAUUGUUCUUUUUGGAGUAUUAUAUAUAGUGAAUUUGGAGUAUUAUAUAUAAUGAAGUUAUUUUAUAA
Messenger RNA from Glycine soja, 788 nucleotides. Its product is annotated as gibberellin-regulated protein 6-like. The record is from RefSeq and is a predicted model, not a curated record. The transcript has 4 exons. NCBI's taxonomy places the organism in Eukaryota, Viridiplantae, Streptophyta, Magnoliopsida, Fabales, Fabaceae. The coding region runs from base 164 to 484 and encodes 106 amino acids.